Messenger RNA from Trypanosoma grayi, 2397 nucleotides. Its product is annotated as AP-1 complex subunit gamma. Gene Ontology annotation, biological process: receptor-mediated endocytosis; intracellular protein transport; Golgi to vacuole transport. Gene Ontology annotation, molecular function: clathrin-cargo adaptor activity. The transcript has a single exon. The record is from RefSeq and is a predicted model, not a curated record. Bases 1 to 2397 code for a protein of 798 amino acids. Gene Ontology annotation, cellular component: AP-1 adaptor complex; membrane coat; Golgi apparatus. NCBI's taxonomy places the organism in Eukaryota, Euglenozoa, Kinetoplastea, Trypanosomatida, Trypanosomatidae.
AUGUCCUCAGUACAUACGGUUCGUCUUCGCGAUCUGAUCUCUGCGGUGCGGCAGUGCAAAACCUCCGCUGAGGAGCGUGCGCUCAUCAACAGGGAAAGCGCCCUCAUUCGCGAGGCGUUCCGCGAGAACAGGCCGUUUCUGCGCACUCGCAACAUGUUAAAGCUGUUGUACAUAUCCAUGCUCGGUUACCCGACGGAGUUCGGGCAGGUGGAGGUGGUGAGCCUUCUCGCGCAGGCAGACUACGCGGGAAAGCGGGUGGGAUACCUAACGCUGCAGAUGGUACUUGACGAGAAUGAUGAGGUCCUUACAUUGUCGGAAAAUCACAUGAAGAAGGAUCUGGCGCAGGGUCAGCCGCUCAUUCAGUCCAUGGCAUUGAACGUGGUUGCAAAUAUCGCCAGUGAUGUGAUGGCGCGCGACAUGCUGGAUGAGGUGUCUAAGCUGAUAAACUCCUCCAACUCGUACUUGGCGAAGAAGGCAUGCCUGGCGGCCAUUCGAAUUGUGAAGAAGAUUCCAGACUACGCAGAGGUAUUUUUGGAACUGUGCUCAAACAUGUUUGUGGAGCGCAAUUCAGGUCUGCUGCUAUGCACUGUCACACUUGUAAACGAGUGCCUGCAGCUCCCACAGGGCGAACAGUUUCUUUCCAAAUAUCGUCUGAUGGCGAAUGCCGCAGUUCGCGUGCUCAAGCAGCUUGUGUUAUCCUCUCGGGUGACGGACCAGGACGUUGGCGGCAUCUCGGACCCUUUCCUCCAGGUGAAGAUCCUGGAGUUUAUGCGCAUCAUUGGGAAGGACAGCCCCGUUACCUCCGAGGCACUGAAUGAUGUUCUGGCGCAAGUUCUCACCAACACUGAUGGAAGUCGUAAUGUUGGCUGCGCUGUUCAGUAUGAAUGUGUGAGAACAAUCUACACAAUUGAGGGAGAUGAGGGGCUGCGAACAUUGGGAAUCAACACCAUUGGUCGAUUCCUCUCUUCGAGUGAUAACAACCUGCGUUUUGUGGCACUUGAAGCGCUCUUGGAUUACUCCACCUGUGAUGCGGAUACUGUCCGUAAACACCAAGACAUAGUUCUUGAUUGCCUCAAGGAUGUGGACAUUUCAAUUCGCCGGCGCGCACUCGAUCUUACUGUGGCACUGGUCAAUGAAACUAAUGUGCGAUUGCUGGUGCCAGACUUGGUAUCAUACUUGUCAGUCUGCACCGAGGAGAUGCGUGAGGAUGUGACACUUCACAUAUGCCAUAUCAUAGAAAGUAAAUCGCCGAGUACGGAAUGGCGUGUCGAGUUUUCACUUCGCCUUUUGCGGUUAGCGAGGCAAUUUGCUCCUGUAGAGUUUGCCACUCGUUUCAUCGCCUUACUCUCAAAUGAGUCCCCAGAGAUACAAACAAGUGCCAUUCUUUCCAUGUGGGAAGAGGUGUCAUACCCGUUUGACGCCCUUCAUCAAUCCCGAAAGGCAUUCCUCGUUGCGGCAGUAUGGAGCAUUGGCGAGUACGUGGACCUUUUGAUCGAUGCAAAGGGAUUGGAACCGCAGGAUGUAGCCAUGUGUAUCGCAGACAUUACUAACAACGUCUCAUUCAAUUUCAUCAAGUGCUAUGGAUUAACUGCACUUAUGAAGAUAGCCUCGAAGUUCCCACAGACGAGAGCGGUUGUUCUUCCAGUGUACGCUAACUACGCGAAGAGUUUGGAUUGUGAGCUGCAGCAACGAGCGUGCGAGUACACGACGCUGCUCGAGUCCUUCAGUGAGGAGGCAACCUUCAGCUUCGCUCGGAUGCCGCCUAUCUGUACAGUGGGGGAGGCUGAGGUGGAGGUAAAGCCUGUGCCGGUGGUGAAUCUUCCUCCUGAGGUGUUGUACCAGGCGUCAGCAGGUGCGCUGGGUGAUCUUUUAGGUGUAGGCGCGAGUACUUGUGUGGCCUCUCCUGCCGGGGGCGGCAACACCGGGCAUGUGGACGCCGUUAUCGAUGAUCUCUUUGGUGUCAAGCAUGAACUACCUUCGGGCAGCGCGUCUCAGACAACUCCGUGGAGCCCACAGCCAGCUGCAGCGCCAAUAGUACCAGCAGCAGUGACGACGACACAGCCAGAGGUGCAAGUGUUUGAGUGUGAUGACCUCGCCGUAAGUGUAAGUGGUGUGGCGCAAUCCGUCAUUUCUGCAAACAUCAUUGUCAUGUCACGCCUCCCCAUUGUGAUGGAAAACCUCUCAAUUCAGGUGGCGGUGCCCAAGACAUCUACGUUGGAUAUCGCAUGCCAGGCGGGUACGGUGAUUCCGCCGCAUGGACGAAUUGUGCAGCAGCUUACGGUGGACAACUCAAGAAGCGGGAAGAAUCCGCGUCUCCUCAUGCUGCGUGUCAAACUUCUCUACACCGUUAACGGGGAAGCACGCUCGCAGCUGCUACAAGUCUCGCAGGAACUCUAA